CAUGAUGGCGUCACUUGUUAAUACAUAUCUUCGGAAAAGCCUACAAAAAGUGACUUCUAGAUGUAGAGAGUUAACUGUUGUUUUAGGAAACGAAGCUGGCGAUAUGGAUAGUGUUGUGGGCUCUAUUUGCCUUGCAAUGUUCUUGGAUUCUCAGCCAGAGUACGGAAUGACCCCUGUUAUUCCCGCCAUCAACUUUCCGUUGGAUGAACUACCUUUACGGACUGAUGUUUAUCAUUUAUUUCAUCAGAUUGGAUUGGAUAUUUCAUCACUGAUUUCUGUUAUACCAAGCACCACUACAAUAGACCACGCAGGUAACUAUUUGGAUCUUGUUGACUUACUACCGAAUAUUGUUCUCUAUGACCAUAAUCAACUUUCCGUUUCUCAAAGCUUCCUCAACAAUAAUGUAGUUGGCAUUGUUGACCACCACUUUGAUAAUAAGUUAUAUGUCGAACAAACUAAUAGACUACGAGUUAUCGAAACGGUAGGCUCUGCCUGCACGUUAGUUGCUGAACUUUACAAGGAGGCUGGUAUCACAGUUCCGUACCCUAUUUUAUUUUUAUCGACCAUAAUUUUGGACACAGUUAACUUUGACUCACAGCAACAAAAAACAACACUUAAGGACGUCAAAAUGUUUGAAUGGCUUUCUUCAAUGAUGCCAGAAAAGAUAGACUCACAUAAAGUAUUUGAGAAACUGUCGGAAUGGAGAAGGGAUAUUUUUGGGCUAUCACUUGAACAAAAUUUCAAACGUGAUUAUAAAUUUUUUAGUUUUGAAAUGGGUGACAAGAACUCUCAUUUGGAUACCGGCAUAAGCUCUAUCCCGUGUUCCUACGAUAAGUUUAAAGAUAAGUACACCUUGGAAGAAAUAGCUUCUUCUUGCUAUCUCUUUUUGAUUAGAAAUAAACUUGAUGCCUUAGUUGUAAGUUUUGCAGGUAAAAAGGAUGAAACUCAUACGAGGGAUAUCCUAUUUGUUGUGAAAGUGAGCGAAUUUCAAAUGUUCAUAGAUUACGCGAAUUCAUUCCAAAAGCGUCUAAUAUUCUACCCAUCAGACAAGAUUGAGAUAGGAAAGAGCCAUAUACUAAUUGCCUUCUCUUUAAGCGACACUUCUGUUUCGAGGAAAAGUCUGGUACCGUCACUCGCUAAUUUUCUCAAAGGCAAGACUCAAAGUACUCUUUAAUAUUUUGUGAGCUUUGCUUCUUUUAGUAUAUAAAUAUUAUGUGAUACCCAUAUUUUAAUCUCGAA
Molecule: messenger RNA, 1239 nt
Organism: Phytomonas sp. EM1
Lineage: Eukaryota; Euglenozoa; Kinetoplastea; Trypanosomatida; Trypanosomatidae
Source: the annotation of a GenBank genome assembly